Molecule: messenger RNA, 2375 nt
Organism: Exophiala oligosperma
Lineage: Eukaryota; Fungi; Ascomycota; Eurotiomycetes; Chaetothyriales; Herpotrichiellaceae
Exons: 2
Coding region: 379-1821 (480 amino acids)
Biological process (GO): phospholipid biosynthetic process; regulation of transcription by RNA polymerase II; endoplasmic reticulum unfolded protein response
Cellular component (GO): endoplasmic reticulum; nucleus
Molecular function (GO): transcription corepressor activity
Source: RefSeq, a predicted model, not a curated record
CCUACUUCUUCCUCGUACUCGCACCCUCGUAAUUAUUACUGUUGCUGGCUUCCAAUUAUUCUCCUCCCGCAGUCGCAGAUCCUCCCAUUUGCGCCUCGUCUAUUACCCUUACCACCAUCCAUCACCCGUUCUCCUACCACUUCUCUGCCAGCUCACGACAUCAUCUCCUGUGAUUUUUGCCUUGCCUCAUAGCGACCAUUUUCUUCAACAGUUUGCGAUCAUAUUGUCAUAUUUCAUGUCUGCCUUGUCACCCACUAUGCGAUAGUUAGAGCCGACCUCGGCCCUUUCUUUUGUCCAUGGCCUGUCACAGCCUGCCAUUCACUGCCUCACCGAUUUGAACAAUACCAACCGAUAGCUCUGCUCUUCCAGCGUCUCAGGAUGGAUUCACAGUCGCCGAAUCCUCCCUACGCCCUUCCUCCUCCUCCUUUCUCGCCUCCUCUGUCCGCCAAACGCUCCUCGACCGACACCCACAAACCCACCUCGAUCGAUAUAGACAUGAUGAGGUCCGAAGAGCGCUCCACGAGAGCGGCCAGUGUAUUAUCUGGCAUGUCUGCAGAAGACAUGGAGGCCGCUGAAACUCUCAGCGGCCUGCAUCAGAAGUACCACUCACCCGGCCACUCUCAGCCUGCUCCCACUCUUGUACAAACUCAGACGACCUUUGGCUCCGACCAGCCUGAACCUCUUCUCCGCCUCUUCACAAGUCAAUAUCCCUUGGCAGGAAGUCUGAUCAAUGGCUCGCUGUCCGCCUAUAAAACCACACAAUCCUACAUUCCAGGCGCCGAAUGGACCGAGAGGAAUGUUGGUCUCCCAAUCGCAGGGACAGUAGCCAGAAUAUCGGGCGUCGAAGGCGGACUGCGCUGGGCUCUACAACCGAAGCGGGGAAGCAGGUCUUCAACCGCCGCGCCCCAAACACCAGACGUGGAAAAGGGUUGGACAGACAUCGCUCCCGACGGCACUCAACGGUCAAGUUCCGAGAUGGCAUACAGCGACACUCUGCCUGCUUAUAACCCGGGCGAUCGGUCGCCUCCAUACUCCGAGAAUCAAGUCGUGUUGCAGUCACGCGGUCAGCAGUCGCCGGCGAACUGGCGACAACAACUCGUCAUUUCCACCAGUGGCCUCGGCAUUGCCAUGAGUGACGAGUCGAUCCGAAGUUUGCGGUACUGCCUGAGAUGGCUCCGCUGGGCCAACGGUCGACUGGGCGAGGCCAUUCAGAAUCUAAAGAACCUGCUCGAACGAUGGGACGAAGAAGUCACUUCCGACGAACAAGCGUCGCCCAUGUCGGUGGCGAGCCUCACACAACCAUCAGAGGAACAGCGACAAGCAGCCUUGUUGGCGCGCAUUGCAGCCUUGAAGGCUGACGUCCUUCAAACACUUAAGCACGUGGUUGGAAUCGUGUCCAACUACGCCGGCGGUGCUCUUCCACAGAACGCAAGAGACCUCGUCCAUAGACAUCUGAUCAGUUUGCCUCAGCGAUUCAACCUCGCCAACAUGUCCGACAGCGAUUCCUCGAACGGUACAAAUGGAAACACGUCCGAAGCUACCAAGAGCGGAAGACGAGUCAUGGUCCUCGCCGAAGAGGGACUCGACAUGAUGACACAAGUCAGUCGAGUCGUCAACGACACCUUGGUCAGCGCCGAGGGAUGGUGUGAGAGGCUCGGUCGUAGGCCGACAAGUGCCGCGGCACCAUCUCAGAUCGGAAGCAUCGAUGAGAAGAUGGACAUGGAUCGUGACCGUGGCCAAGCCGACCGAGGGCACAGUGUAAGGAGUGAGACCCUACCGCUGAUUGACGACGAGAAGAGUGACGUGCAUAUGCAAAUGUGAAUGUAACAAUACGGAGUAUUUAUGGGCUGAAUGAGAAGAAACAGGGGAAGUGUGGUUGGUUGGAAAAACAAACGUGCUUCUGAAAAUCUUUUAGAUGUCUUCUUUUGCUCUCUUUUUGUGUCAUCGAGCACCGUGAGAGGGAGGAAUAUAAAGGCAGGUUGGCUGGGUGGUCCGGGAGAUGAGGCGAAUCUUGCAAUCUUGCACUUUUUUAUUUACGACGUUAUGCUUUGUGUUUGGUGUCAUUGUCGGUGGAUGAGGGAGCCGUGGAAAGACGAGAGACGAACUUUCAGCAGAAGUAGAAGAAGAAAAGCAGUCAGUCAUUUCGGCAAAAAGAUGUUUCUUGAGACACAAAUUCAUCUUGGGGCUCGUUGAAAGACAAUGUUUGGACAUGAUAAAUGACAUCUACCUAAGACCUUGCAAGGAAUUAAGAAUAAAAAGAAGAGAUCUUUCCGAGUGGUGGAAUUCUGUCUCUACUACCUAGGUACCUGAUCUAUAUACAUUACGGUACUUUAUCAAAUCAUGACUCGUGAGGAUUGUAUUGGAAUUGGAAUUGG